AUGUCGGCGUCCGCAGACAAGGCGGCAGAGAGCACCGACUCGUCCUUCCUCACCGCGCUCGUCGCCAAUGCGGCCCUGCUCGGUGUGGAGGUCCUCGCCUUCGUCAUUCUCAAACAGAGACUCGAGCGCAUCUACUACCCUCGCACGUUCCUCCCCCCGCCAGAGCGUCGCUCGCAGCAGCUGCCGAAGGGCGUGUUUGGAUGGUUGCCAGCGCUUUUACGAGCCCCCACCGCAGACAUCAUACAGAAAAAUGGCCUCGACUCGUACAUGUUCAUUCGCUUCCUUCGCCUCCUCGUCAUUGUCUUCUUCGUCAACAUGAUCCUCACCAUUGCCGUCCUCGUCCCCGUCAACCACAUCGGAGUGGGAACGUAUACUGGUCUAAAGUCGAUUACUUGGGAAAACAUCGGUGACAACGACGCCUACGCGAAGCGCUUCGCGGCGCACGUCAUCGUCGUGUAUAUCCUCACAUUCUUCACUCUUUACAUGCUGCGCCGCGAAAUGAACCACUUCGUCCGUGCGCGUCACCAGUUCCUCCUCUCCGACUACCACCAGCGCCUGCCGCAGUCGCGGACGGUCCUCAUCACCAACGUUCCCGAGGAGCUCGCGUCGGAGAAGGCCAUGCACACCUUUGCAUCGUUCAUCCCCGGCGGAAUCGACCGCGUCUGGCUCUACCGCGACACACGCGAUUUGAACAAGCUCUUCGAGGAGCGUCAGAAGGCGUGUAAGAAGCUGGAGGGUGCGGAGAGCAAGUUGCUGCGGCUCGCGGUCAAGAACCACCGCAAGAAGCAGGCACAACACGACAAGCUUGUGAAGAAGAGUAAGAAGGCCGAUCCUGAGAGCGCGACGCCUGAGGGUCUUGAUCUUCCUCCGCCGUCUGUGGACCUCCUCAACGAGCUCGUGCCUGCGAACAAGCGUCCCCACCACCGCACUGGCUUCCUGGGCCUCAUUGGCAAGAAGGUCGACUCGACUGAGUACUGGAAGUUUGAAAUCGACCGCCUGAACAAGGAGAUCGACGUCCUGCGCUCUGACAGCCACACCAAGGAGUUCAAGGGCAGCGUCUUUGUGCGUUGCAACCUACAGAUGGGCGCGCACAUCCUCGCGCAGACGGUCAGCCACCACGAGCCGCUUCGCAUGACGGAGAAGUGGAUGGAGGCACACCCGAAGGAUAUCGUCUGGGCGAACUUGGACGAUGGCCCGGUGGAGAUGAAGCUUCGCAAGACGAUCUCGUGGGCUGCGACGAUUGCGCUCAUUGUGUUUUGGGCGAUCCCGGUCGCGUUCGUGGGUACCGUCAGCAAUGUCUCCGGCCUUUGCGAGAACAUCUCGUGGCUGGCGUGGUUGUGCAAGAUUCCCUCUGUUCCUCUCGGUAUCAUUGAGGGUUUUCUGCCGCCCGUCCUGCUCGCCGUCCUCUUCGCGCUCCUGCCGGUUAUUCUGCGCUUCCUAGCUUGGUACUCCUGCCUCCCCCGUUACUCGCUCAUCUCGACGAAUGUGUACAAGCGCUACUUUGCGUUCUUGGUGAUUCACGGUUUCCUCAUCGUGACUCUAUCUGCGGGUAUCGUCAACGCGAUUAAGGAUAUCAUCGACGACCCGACGAACACCGUGUCCGUCCUUGCGACGAAGCUUCCGGGCGCCAGCACGUUCUUCUUGACCUACAUCCUCGUCCAGGGCUUGACCGGUGCCGGUGGCGCGCUCGCGCAGCUCGUCCCCAUCGUCAUGUACUUCAUCAAGAAGAGGCUGCUCGGUAGCACUCCCCGUCAGACCUACGACAUCACCUACAAGAUGCCCUCGGUCGACUUUGGCACGCUCCUUCCCCGCCUUUCGCUCAUCGCGACCAUCGGCUUCGCCUACAGCAUCCUGUCGCCGCUCAUCAACGCGGUCGCCUUUGUCAGCUUUGCGCUCUUCUUCGUCGCGUACAAGUUCCUGUUCAUGCAGGUGUACGACCAGCCGGAGGAAGCGGAGUCGGGCGGGAUGUAUUUCCCUAUGGCGAUCAGCAACUUGUUCGUCGGCCUUUACAUCGAGCAGCUCGUCCUGGCGAUUCUGUUCUUCCUGAAGGUUAAGACGUCGAAGGUGUCGUCGAUCAUCGAGGGUGUUCUCAUGAUCAUCCUCUUGCUCUUCACCAUUGGCACGCACUCCAUGAUCCGGUCGGCGUAUGAGCGUGAGUUUGAAGACUUUGCCGUGUAA
Schizophyllum commune H4-8 is the source of this 2178-nucleotide messenger RNA. Its product is annotated as DUF221-domain-containing protein. Lineage: Eukaryota; Fungi; Basidiomycota; Agaricomycetes; Agaricales; Schizophyllaceae. Gene Ontology annotation, cellular component: plasma membrane. Gene Ontology annotation, molecular function: calcium-activated cation channel activity. The transcript has 11 exons. The coding region runs from base 1 to 2178 and encodes 725 amino acids. The record is from RefSeq and is a predicted model, not a curated record.